AUGCCUGCUGCGAAGAAAUUAGAAAUGCUAGCCGAUCUGACCGACGCCCUCGAAUCAAGAAACAAGGGAGCUGAAUUUCUUAUGAAUGGUUCUUACGAAGAGGCUCUGGAAUGCCUGGGAAAGUCUUUGGAAACCGAGCCUCAAAAUAUAUUAACGCACAAGUUAAUAGCGGAUGCUUAUGGGCAUACUUGUGCCUCGAAUAACCCUCACGGGAAGGCGAAUAUGUUAAACCUAAAGGGGGAGUUUUAUUGCAAGUUCAAACAGUACCACAAAGCGUUAGACUGUUUGAAUGAGUCAUUUGCCAUGAUUUCUGAGA
Molecule: messenger RNA, 316 nt
Organism: Paraglomus brasilianum
Lineage: Eukaryota; Fungi; Glomeromycota; Glomeromycetes; Paraglomerales; Paraglomeraceae
Source: the annotation of a GenBank genome assembly